Pyrus x bretschneideri (Chinese white pear) is the source of this 2291-nucleotide messenger RNA. RefSeq names its product protein NUCLEAR FUSION DEFECTIVE 4-like. The transcript has 4 exons. Gene Ontology annotation, cellular component: membrane. The coding region runs from base 211 to 1869 and encodes 552 amino acids. Lineage: Eukaryota; Viridiplantae; Streptophyta; Magnoliopsida; Rosales; Rosaceae. The record is from RefSeq and is a predicted model, not a curated record.
AAAUUGAUACCAUUAUAGCUGACCGUAUAAAAUGUCAUAAGAAUUUACACCAGUCCAUUAACAAAACAAUUAGCAGAAAUUGGGAGAACAGUAGCGGGGCUGGGAAGGCCGACACCAAAUGCACCACAAACCCACUUGCCGCUUUAAGAUCGACAGUGUCCACCGCGGAUACAACUUUUCUUCUUUAUUCAACCAAACACCGACACAAAAAUGGGGUUCGCUUUCCACCGCUCGUCCGUUUCCUCCGCCACCAAAUGGCUGGGAUUCGUCACCGCCGUCUGGGUUCAAGCUAUUUCCGGCAACAAUUACACCUUCUCCAACUACUCCGAUGCCCUCAAAACCCUCAUGAGCCUCACCCAGCUCGAACUCAACAACCUCUCCGUCGCCAAAGACGUCGGCAAAGCCUUCGGCCUCCUCGCCGGCCUCGCCUCUGACAAACUACCCACCUGGGUUAUCCUCCUCAUAGGCUCCGUCGAGGGCCUGGUCGGCUACGGCGCCCAGUGGCUCGUCGUCAGUGAAAGAAUCAAACCCCUCUCCUACUGGCAGAUGUGUAUAUUUCUCUGCAUGGGCGGCAACAGCACGACGUGGAUGAACACGGCGAUACUUGUCACCUGCAUCCGAAACUUCCGGCGAAACAGGGGACCCGUUUCGGGGAUUCUGAAAGGCUACGUGGGCCUCAGCACAGCCAUCUUCACCGACCUCUGCGCCGCACUGUUCAACAACGACCCCGCUAGCUUCCUCCUCAUGCUGUCCAUAACCCCCUUCGCCGUCUGCUUAACCGCCAUGCUCUUCCUCCGCGAGGUCACCCCUUCUUCCUCCUCCGCCGAAGACCACCGCGACUCCAGAUAUUUCUGGAUCGUCAACGCCGUCGCAGUCUGCGUCGCCGUCUACCUACUCGCUUACGACUUCAUCCCAGACCCUUCGAACCUCUUCUCUCUAAUAUUCUCCAUCAUUCUCCUUAUCCUCCUGGCGUCGCCGCUCGUGAUUCCGGCGUACGCGUUUUUCACAGCGUGGGCCUCAAAGCCGGAUCGGGUCGCGUAUGAGUCGGGUUUGGAUCCGUAUACCCGUGCAGACGAGCCGCUUCUGAGGCAGACGGCGGCGGACGACACACAUCAGAUGUCAGAGGCGGCUGCGGCGUCGGAGGAAGUGGAGGCAAAGAGGAGGCCGGUUCUCGGGGAAGACCACACGAUUUUUGAGGUGAUGAGGACGUUGGAUUUCUGGAUUUUGUUCGUGUCGUUUUUGUGCGGGGUGGGGACGGGUUUGGCGGUUAUGAACAAUAUGGGGCAGAUUGGAUUGGCGAUGGGAUACGUCGACGUUUCGAUCUUCGUUGCGCUCACCAGCAUUUGGGGGUUUUUCGGGCGGAUCGGUUCGGGUAUGGUUUCGGAGAACUUCAUCAGGAAAGCUGCAACACCAAGACCUCUGUGGAAUGCUGCUUCUCAGAUUCUAAUGGCUGUUGGCUACAUCCUCAUGGCCAUCGCCAUGCCUGGUUCGCUAUACAUUGGUUCAAUCGUCGUUGGCAUAUGCUACGGAGUUCGUCUUGCCAUCACAGUACCCACUGCAUCUGAAUUAUUUGGUCUCAAAUACUACGGACUUAUUUACAACAUUCUAAUCCUCAACCUUCCACUCGGCUCCUUCCUCUUCUCCGGCCUGCUUGCCGGACUAUUAUACGACAUGGAGGCUACCACCACGGAAGGAGGUGGCAACACCUGCGUUGGCGCACAUUGCUACCGGCUUGUGUUUGUUAUCAUGGCCAUUGCCUGUGUUAUCGGGUUUGGUUUGGACAUUUUGCUGUCUAUUAGAACCAAGAAUCUCUACACCAAGAUUCAAGCUGGCAAGAAAACAAAGAGAGUGGUUAAUGGCACACAAUAGGGUGAACAAAUGUACGACCUGGGACUAAUUAACUCUUAGUCUACUGGUAUCUGUUCUCGAGUUCGAAUCUCCUUCCCAUUCCCAUUCGUCAAAGAAAAUGAUGGACUUGGGAGGCCAAGAAUAUAAGAGAUUUUUCAGUGUAACCGUCACAGGAGGUAAUACACCACGUGUCUUAUAUAAAUGGUGGAUUAUGUGUGUUAAAAGGUUAAUAACUUAAAAAUUAAAAUUUUCCACCACUUGUAUAAAAACACGUGAUGUACCAUCCGUGUUUCCGUUACAACUAAAAAUUUCUCCAAGAAUAUGAGGAUUGAUGGGCUUAAAUUUCGCUCACUGAUAUCCUCCAUUUAGGCUUAGAAUCAAGCAUGAAAAGAAAGUUACAAAUGGCCACGAAAAUUAUGUGGUUAAAUUGUUUGAUGGGCUUC